This is a messenger RNA of Aspergillus pseudotamarii, 1749 nucleotides long. Its product is annotated as putative FAD-dependent oxygenase. The record is from RefSeq and is a predicted model, not a curated record. The transcript is spliced from 4 exons. The coding region runs from base 1 to 1524 and encodes 507 amino acids. Gene Ontology annotation, molecular function: FAD binding; oxidoreductase activity. NCBI's taxonomy places the organism in Eukaryota, Fungi, Ascomycota, Eurotiomycetes, Eurotiales, Aspergillaceae.
AUGCUUCGAAUUAAACUGGAAGCGGUCACGGCUUUGGGCGCGUGGGCGAUUGCCUCAGCCUGCGAGACUGUGCCAAUGUCUAGCCUUUGGAAUAGAGGACUCUGCCCACGAUCAAAUGAUGUGGAGGAUCUUGGGAUCAAGCUUUCGCCCACUGCCAAGGUCUAUUGCCCAGGUUCGGAGGACUUCGACGUGGCAUCAACCCGGUGGUCUGUCUUAGACGCUCCCAAAGUUAAUAUCGUCGUAGUGCCGGGCACGGAAAACGAUGUGGUCGAGACGGUCAAGUUCGCGAAUGAGAAGGAGUUGCCCUUCCUUGCGUACAAUGGUGCCCAUGGUGCAAUUACGACUCUUGGUAAGAUGGACCAUGGCAUUGAAAUCUUCCUGGACCAACUGAACACCAUCGAAAUCUCGAAGGAUGGGAGUACCGCAAAGAUUGGUGGUGGAACUAAGUCUAAAGCCGUCAUCGAUCAGCUCUGGGCAGCAGGAAAGCAGACAGUGAGUGGUACAUGCGAAUGUGUGAGCUUCCUAGGGCCUGCACUCGGCGGAGGCCAUGGGUGGCUGCAGGGGCACCACGGUCUCGUCGCGGAUCAGUUCGUUUCUAUGAAUGUCGUACUCGCAGACGGGAGCUUUAAAGUACUCGAUAAAACGUCCGAUCUCUGGUGGGCGAUGAAUGGUGCUGGUCAUAACUUCGGUAUCGUAACCUCCGUUACUACUAAGCUGUAUGACAUCGUCCACCACAACUGGGCAAUCGAAACUCUCACAUUCAGUGGGGAUAAAGUGGAGGCUGUGUAUCAAGCCGCCAACGACUAUCUCCUGAAGAACGGCACCCAACCUGAGGGUGUUAUCAAUUGGUCUUACUGGUUGAAUAACCCGGGCACCGACCCUGAAAAUCCUGUCAUCUUAUUCUACAUCAUUCAAGAGGGGGUGAAAGCAGUCGAUUCAGCUUACACAAAGCCUUUCCGCGAUAUUGGUCCAAUCUCCAAAGAGCCAAAGGGAGGAAGCUACACCGACCUUGCUGAGUGGACCGGCAUCUCCCUGUCAUCUCCGCCAUGCCAAAAGGCCGGUCUUGUCAACCCCCGGUUCCCCAACUAUCUCGAAGAAUACAAUGUCCCCGCUCAAAAGAAGGCAUAUGAGAUUUUCGCAAACGCAAUCCGUGGAAGCUCGCCAUUCAACAACUCGAUCUUCAUGUUCGAAGGGUAUUCUAUGCAAGGAGUAAAAGCAAUCGACAGCAAAUCUAGUGCAUUCGCAUUUCGAGGCGAAAAUAUUCUCUCCGCUCCACUCAUCACCUAUGCGCCCGCCGGCCCGGAACUUGAUGAGAAGGCCGCCCAGUUAGGUAACGAACUUCGCGAAAUUCUCCACAAGGCCAGUGGGCGGCCCGAGGUGCGCGCGUAUGUCAACUAUGCCUAUGGUGACGAAACACCGCAACAAUGGUAUGGAAGUGAGAAGUGGCGCCAGGACCGCCUGCAGGCCUUGAAGGAGAAGUAUGAUCCAGCGGGCAAGUUUAGCUUCUUCGCUCCAAUUGCAUAAGCACGCAAUGACUAUCGAGAACCCCGGUCUCUAUCCAGUUGGGCUGAUGUUGAUCGUGUAGCCUUUCGGCAUUGUGCACGCUGUCGAUCUUCCUGUAAAUAUUAUCGGUCUCACGGACACGCUCUACCUAGCUUAAUAUAUCCGGUUUGGGAUGGAGUAUUCAAGGCACGAACUUAGUGUCAUAUAGUGUUUUGGUCGAGUGGGAUUGACAUAUCCUCUAUAUGG